AUGGACAUCAUCAGUCAAUGUCCGGAUCACUUGCUCUUGCAAAUACUGUCAUUUAUACCAACAAAAGAUGUCAUUGUCACGAGUCGUUUGUCCAAAAGAUGGCGAUACCUUUGGAGAUCGGUGCCAAAACUUGAAUACUGUUGUAGAAGUCAAAACCAAAGAUUCACGCAGUUUGUUUACAGAUCUUUGCUAAAACAUAACGGUCCAGUUCUAGAGAGGUUGGUUCUCAAGAAUCUUAAUCUUAACCUUGAAUGCCGUGAUGUAGAUGUUGGGCUAUGGAUUGAUAUUGCAGUUAGUCGUCGUAUGCGUGAGCUUGAAAUUUCUAUUGCUUAUGCUGAGGAAAGAUCCUUCCGUUUGCCUCGUAGCUUAUAUACAUGUGAAACACUCGAGAGCUUGUUACUCAACAUCAAAGAUUGCGUUCUUGUGGAUGUUCCUUUAGCGGUUUGCCUCCCUUGCCUCAAAAAACUAUACCUUAGGAGUCCCGGUUUCGCAGACAAAACUUCUGUUCUUAGGCUUAUAUACGGUUGCCCUAAUCUUGAGGAGUUGAGUUUAGCACGACCUAAUGUCGAUGGCGACUGUACGAUACAUAUGGCAGGCCACACUAUAGAAUACACUGCUGAUGUGUCUUCCUUAAGAGGACGGCAUUUUUUUGAGAAAAAGUUCGACGAGAUGUUUGGAAAGGGUAGUAGUAAUGUGAUCAAGGCUCCUUUGAAAUAUUUUUUUGUUUCUAAUUAUGUUCUUCUCGACUCCCGUCGGAAAAUGCCUGAUUUGGUCAUGGCACGUAUUGGGACUAGUAAUAAAUCAGUUGCUCAGAAGUAUCUCAGAAAGCUUAGUUGGGUCAGAGGCCUUUAUCUAUGUUUAUCACUACCAGAGGUUAUGAAUCCUUCUGAAAUAAUCGUCCGUCACCUUGUUGACCUUAAGAUAUGUACGUGUACUCCAGGUUGGUGGGAUCUUCUUACUCAAAUGCUCCAAGAUUCCCCUAAACUACGGUUUCUCACACUCACCAAUCAUCAUUAUUGCCGUGGACUUCCUAGUUCAGAGAUCCCGAAUUGCUGGAAGCGGCCGAGUUCUGUUCCUGCGAGUUUGUUGUCCAGUCUUGAAGGUUUCAAGUGGAGUGGGUAUAAAGGUAGAGUAAGAGAUAAAGAAUUGGCAACAUAUGUCCUAGGGAAUGCAACUGGUUUAAAGAAAAGUUUCUCUUUGGACUCAAAUGAUUUUAGAGAGAAGUAUCGGAUGGUCCGGGAGUUAGCAGCUGUACGUAGGCCUUCCCCAUCAUGUCGGCUUCUGCUCGAUUGAACAUGUUAGCUUUGAAUAUCAGAGAUGUCGUAUAUUCUUUAAUAUUUUUCCCUCUUGCUUUUU
Camelina sativa (false flax) is the source of this 1356-nucleotide messenger RNA. Its product is annotated as putative F-box/FBD/LRR-repeat protein At4g26350. The record is from RefSeq and is a predicted model, not a curated record. NCBI's taxonomy places the organism in Eukaryota, Viridiplantae, Streptophyta, Magnoliopsida, Brassicales, Brassicaceae. Gene Ontology annotation, molecular function: protein binding.